Molecule: messenger RNA, 1798 nt
Organism: Syzygium oleosum
Lineage: Eukaryota; Viridiplantae; Streptophyta; Magnoliopsida; Myrtales; Myrtaceae
Product: protein trichome birefringence-like 33
Exons: 6
Coding region: 146-1618 (490 amino acids)
Cellular component (GO): Golgi apparatus
Molecular function (GO): O-acetyltransferase activity
Source: RefSeq, a predicted model, not a curated record
AAGGCUAAUCACUGUAUGAGAGCAUGGUUCAGUGGAAGGAUUUCUUCUAGCGAGAAAAUGUGAACUUGAUGGUGAGAUUUACUUAACCUCUCCAUCAUAACCCUAGAUAACUUGAAAACACCUCUGACCCCAGUUCAAUUCCCAGAUGAUCAACGUGAAGAUUCAACCAUAUCCACGUCAGGUGAACAUUACCCUUUGGCAUUGCUUGUAUCAUUCCUAUACUCGUUCAAAAAUCCCAAGUAAUGAACAUGCGACAACUCAUCAUCCACAGCUGUAUUUGAGUAGAAGCUUUCCAUCACAGAGUCUGAGAGAGACACGACCUAAGAUAAUGAAGCCGCCCAUCUCUAUAUCUCCAUCUUCUUCUCCUUCUGUGCUGAGAAAAGCACGUCUCUCUCCGUACCUCUUCACAUUAUUGGCCUUCAUCCUCUUCGUCACGGUCCUAUAUGGCGAAGACUUCAUGUGCAUGUUCAACCAAGAGCUCCAGCUCGGCUCCGUCUCGACCUGGCUUCUGUCCACAGCCGAGAGGAAGAGUGGCGAGGCAGGUUCGUUGCCGUUUGCCAUUGGGAAGACAGAGGAAGGUUGCGAUAUCUUCAGAGGGAGGUGGGUGAGGGACAAGUCGACGCGACCCCAUUAUGAAGAAUCGGAUUGUCCGUACAUCCAGCCUCAGUUGACUUGCCAAGAACAUGGAAGGCCUGAUAAGGAGUAUCAGUUCUGGAGAUGGCAACCUGAUGGCUGUAAUCUUCCCAGCUUUAAUGCCACACUAAUGCUUGAGACACUGAGAGGGAAGAAGAUGAUGUUCGUCGGAGAUUCGCUAAAUAGGGGACAGUUUGUGUCCAUGGUUUGUCUUCUCCAAUCAGCCAUCCCUGAAGGCGCCAAAUCGAUGGAAACGUUCGGUUCGCUCACUGUUUUCACUGCGAAGGAUUACAAUGCGACGAUCGAAUUCUACUGGGCACCGUUUCUUCUGGAGUCGAAUUCAGAUGACGCAGUAGUUCACAGGAUAUCCGAUCGGAUCGUGAGGAAAGGGUCGAUCAACACGCAUGGGAAGCAUUGGAAAGGAGCCGACAUGAUGGUGUUCAAUACCUACCUAUGGUGGAUGACCGGGCUGACGAUGAAAGUCCUGAAAGGUUCAUUCGAUGAUGAGGUGAAGGAUGUGGUGGAGCUGUCAACAGAGGAUGCUUACAGAAUGGGAAUGAAUAGCAUGUUGAGAUGGGCUCAAAUGAAUAUGGACCCGAAAAAGACAAGGGUCUUCUUUGUUAGCAUGUCACCUUCACAUGGAAAGAGCAUCGACUGGGGCGGCGAACCAGGCGGCAACUGCUACAACGAGACGACGAUGAUCGAGGACCCGAACUACUGGGGCUCGGAUUGCCGGAAGAGCGUGAUGCGGGUGAUCGGGGAGGUGUUCAGCAAGACCAAAGUCCCCAUCACGCUCCUCAACAUCACUCAGCUCUCAAGCUAUCGCAGAGACGCGCACACCUCCAUCUACAAGAAGCAGUGGAAUCCGCUCACGGCCGAGCAACUGGCCAACCCCGCGAGCUAUGCCGAUUGCGUGCAUUGGUGCUUGCCCGGCCUUCAAGAUACUUGGAACGAGCUUCUCUUCACUAAGCUCUUUUAUCCUUGAUGAUCAUGGGGAGUGCCCAGAAAAUGGGGUUCUGUCAUCAAAUGAAUAUGUUCUUGAUCUUCUUCCUUAUUUUUCUGGAAAACACUAUAGACAAAGGAAUGGAAGGGCAGCUACCAGCAAUUGGCUUUCAUGUAUAGUAAAUUUGAAAUUUUUUGAAAGUAUUGAAUUUAUUUUUUAAGA